UUGAGUCUCGCGAGAAUUUCGGUACGGAACGAGAACUGAGAUUAAUAGAAAUGGCGUCUCUGGAAACUUCAGAACAGGAGAAGGGAAUGAAAAUAUUUCUCGAUGUGUUCAGAAGAGCUGACAAAAAUGAUGAUGGGUUUAUCUCAUGGGAAGAGUUCAUUUCCUACUUUGCUGAUGGUGUGGUAGGAAAAGAAGAAUUGGAGUCUCUUUUCAAUGAAAUAGACACUCACAACACACAUAACAUUGACACAGGAGAGCUGUGUGCCUACUUUUCACAACACCUUGGCGAGUUUAAAGAAGUUUUUGGCAUGCUGGAAGAUCUGAACAAAAGCAUUACUGAUGUUCUCUUUUCCAUUUCAAAGGCUCAUGAUGCUGCUGAUCACAGAAAAAAAUUUGUGACAAGGUUUUUGCUGCAAGAAGUCAUCAGUCAAAUAUCUGCUCUUCAGAGGCCUCUGGAAGCUGCUUCUGAGAGUGUGGAUAAUAAAGCUCGAGCAGAGAUGGGAGAAGGUGUUGCACCUCUUAAGCCAGAAGAUCUGUUGAAAAAAGGGGAUGGACCUAGCGUAAUUCCUGGUCGAGUUGUCCGCCGAGCAAAGCGACAAGUCAGCUCCCAGAGUGCGAGUUCAGAUGUCAGUGAACUGGUUGAGAAAGGUAUAAGCCCUGCAUUGAGUGCCCAGGUGGAAAGACUAGCCAGCCUCAUUGAACAUCUGGAAACAAAGAUUAACUUUGAUGGAUUCAGAGAUGAAGAAGUAAUUCCAGGAGAGGAUACAACGUUGCUGCUGGUACAGAGAGAGUUUGUUUCCAAGGAAAACAAAAUAGAGGAAUUCCGUGCACAGCUUCGCAGUUACGUAGAUGUGACUCAAGGAUUCAAUGGUUGUUUAAAUAUCAGUGUUCGAGACCUGAGAGCAACAAACACAUUUUCUGUCUAUGAGAUCUGGUCCACUGAAGAACUAUAUAUUCAGAAUUGUGACAGUGCAGCAACCAAGACACUGUAUCAGACAUCAGCUGAACUUCUGGAAAGGCCAGAAACAGUUCAUUCCAUGAAGAUUCCAAUUACUUGGUGGAGAGGACAGGCUUGAGGAUUAGAGUCGACAUGGCCUUCAGGAGAUAACGGAAAGUUGUUAAAGAAUUCACAAAAAAAGCUUUAUAAGACCUUUAAUGUACAGAUGCUUUUACAUUUGCAUUUUGGAAUAUGUUUUAUGCUUACUUGAAUAGUAAUCAAUAUGCAUUACGAUUUUUUGCUCGACAAAAAAAUGGUUUUGUGGUAAAUUUCUGAAACUUUUUGAACGAUGGACAAUACAUUCUUGCACAAAUUUCUGCAGAAAACAACAAACACUUUACUGCAAGAGUUUAAAUAUAAGGAGUACAUCUUGGUUAAAAAAAAAAACAAACGUGUACAUAUACAACACUACAGGUAUUACAUUUUUAGCCUCAACUAUUGACAAAAAAAAUAUCAAAAUGGAAUCGUAAAUUUUUGAAGUCUUUUUGAAACUACUUCAUUUCUGUUUUCAUGCCCACAUAAAAGCUGCAUAAUACUAAUAAACGUGUACAGGAUGAAUUUAGACAAUCUUCCAAAAUUUUCAAACUAAAGACAAAUUUUGUGUGAUUAUCAUUGAGUUUUUUAAAAUAAAACCUUUGAAUUUGUCCUCCCACCAAAGAUUAUUAACUCUUAAUGUUUUAACAGUUGCAAUAGUCGCAUGUGUGUUGCAUGUGGUUGAGCAUUUUAGUGGUGACUUAUUUGUGAUGAUAUUUCAGGACCACUCAUUGUUUUGUGUCGCUUUUCAUUGAUGACAUUUGAAUUUAAGUCUUGUCUUGCUGGAAAUAUUGCACAUACCUAUAAUUGUUACUGCUGUUUAUAUUGUUGCAGAAGUUAUCAUAAUAGCUCAAACCUCUGUUGUCAGUUAGAUCAACACUGAGUGUUGAAAAAAUUUAAACAUUAAUUGGCCAUCUGUACAUAUUUCCUUACCCUGUGUGGGAAAAAAUAUGAAUAUAGUUGUUAUUUCAUCAAAAGCAAUUGCAGCAGACCCUCUCUUUGCUUUUGUAUGUCAUUUGGAGAUCUCUGUCAUGUGCUGCAAGAUAUAUGCAAAUAAAUUUAGUUUGUGCUGAGGGUGGUCUGGUGAAGCAAAGGUUAGCACCUGUCACCAAUACAGUGAGGGUUGGCUUUCGUAGGUUCAGAUCUUCGUCAUGAGUAUGGUGUUUUUUUCUCUGUACGUGACAUCUGCUUACAGGGCUGGCUGGAUGGCAUGCCUUAGUUGCUGGCUCUUCCUAAAAUACCAAUGAUCCUCCCCCUCUUCCCUUUAUUUCUUGCUGAUUGCAAAUUUGCACUAUUAGUCUUAUCACCCCUAGCUAUAACCCCUAACCCGUGAACAUUUGCUCCAUAUUGUCAUGUUGAUUUGCAGUUGUGUAUAGCAGUAAGAUUUUUUAAAGUUUAGUCCUUGUUGCUCCUCGAGGAGCAUAGGGCCGCGUGUAUCGCAGUGUACAGCUCUAUUGAUUGGUCUUGACCCUCAUAGACUUUAGUGCUGUUUCAAUGGUAAUGAGAAACAGCAUAUAUACAUGAUAUGUGAAUCAUAUGUCUUUUUGUUCAAAAUUUGUUUGCGCUUUUAAGUCCAUUCCAUAUCACAAACCCCCUUUCCCACUCCACCAGAAAAAUAUAUUAAAUAUAUAAAGAAGAACAGUCAGCUCUACUUGCCAGAAAGUCUGUAAUCCAUUUGAUGAGAGAAGUAAAAGGGUUACUUUGCAUUUUCUGUUAUAUUUUUCAAUUUUGUUUCAAAAUGACCAACUCAUAAUUGUCUUUAUUCCAAAAAAAGAAAACGUUGUGUACAUACUUUACGGUCUAUUGUGAAUUUUUUUUUUAAAGCCUUGAUAUUAAACUUCGAUCCAGACUGUU
This is a messenger RNA of Pomacea canaliculata, 2884 nucleotides long. Its product is annotated as N-terminal EF-hand calcium-binding protein 1-like. Bases 51 to 1076 code for a protein of 341 amino acids. Gene Ontology annotation, molecular function: calcium ion binding. Gene Ontology annotation, biological process: regulation of amyloid precursor protein biosynthetic process. NCBI's taxonomy places the organism in Eukaryota, Metazoa, Mollusca, Gastropoda, Architaenioglossa, Ampullariidae. Gene Ontology annotation, cellular component: cytoplasm. The transcript is spliced from 13 exons. The record is from RefSeq and is a predicted model, not a curated record.